UGAUAGCAAGGACUCCAAAUCGAUCAUCGAGUUCAUCGACGGCGCCUCCCACCGGACAUCAUCUGACACAAUGGCAGAUAAACAAAAUGCCCAGAAAAGUGUAAAAAUAGCCGCUGGGGCCGUAGUUUGUGUUGAAAGUGAAAUUAGAGGAGAUGUCACCAUAGGCCCCAGGACUGUAGUCCACCCAAAAGCUCGUAUCAUUGCAGAGGCAGGGCCCAUCGUGAUUGGAGAAGGCAAUCUGAUCGAGGAGCAAGCUCUGAUCAUUAAUGGUUACCCAGAAAACAUCACACCAGAUUCUGAGGUGGAACCAAAGACAAUGACCAUUGGCAUGAACAAUGUAUUUGAAGUUGGCUGUGUAUCACAAGCCCUAAAAAUUGGGGACAACAACGUGAUUGAAUCUAAAGCGGACGUGGGCAGGAAUGUGAUCCUCACCAGUGGCUGCAUCAUUGGAGCCUUCUGUCAGGUGAACACCUGUGAAGUCAUACCUGAGAACACGGUCAUCUUCGGCUCCGGAUGUAUGAGGCGGGUUCAGACAGAGAGACCACAGCCCCAGACUCUUCAGCUCGACUUUCUGAUGAAGAUUUUGCCAAACUACCACCAUUUGAAGAAAACUGUUAAAGCAGGCCACAGUGCUAGCUAAGAUUUAACUUUACACUUUUUUUAAAGUUGAAUUGUAAAUGGCUAGCAAACACUAAUUUAAAUGGAUCUUGCUGGAAAGAAGCAUGAAUGUAUAUAAUGAUAUAUGGACCUAGCUUCAUCAGUACCUUUUCUUAUUUACUGAUAUUUUCUACUCUAACUGCAACAGCUGAUUAAGCAUUUCAUCUUCAUCUUGCUGUGCUGAUGUACCGUUUCUAUGAUUAAUUAAAUAACCUAAAAAACA
Micropterus dolomieu (smallmouth bass) is the source of this 880-nucleotide messenger RNA. RefSeq names its product dynactin subunit 6-like. The transcript is spliced from 7 exons. Gene Ontology annotation, cellular component: dynactin complex. The record is from RefSeq and is a predicted model, not a curated record. Gene Ontology annotation, biological process: mitotic spindle organization. Gene Ontology annotation, molecular function: dynein complex binding. NCBI's taxonomy places the organism in Eukaryota, Metazoa, Chordata, Actinopteri, Centrarchiformes, Centrarchidae. The coding region runs from base 71 to 640 and encodes 189 amino acids.